AUGUCAACUUCAAACUGCAGGUUUUAUGAAAACAAAUACCCGGAGGUAGAUGACGUGGUUAUGGUCAACGUUCAGCAAAUCGCUGAAAUGGGUGCUUAUGUGAAGUUAUUAGAGUAUGAUAAUAUUGAAGGUAUGGUUCUAUUAUCCGAACUUUCUCGUAGACGUAUUAGAUCCAUUCAAAAAUUAAUUCGUGUUGGUAAGAAUGAGGUUGUUGUUGUUCUUCGUGUUGAUAAGGAAAAAGGUUAUAUUGAUUUAUCCAAAAGACGUGUUUCUAGCGAAGAUAUGAUCAAAUGUGAAGAAAGGUACCAAAAAUCUAAGGCUGUUCACUCUAUUCUAAGGCAGUGCGCUGAAAAGUUUCAGUUUCCAUUGGAGGAGUUGUAUAAGAGUGUUGCUUGGCCUUUGAGUCGAAAGUAUGGACAUGCUUAUGACGCUUUUAAGUUGUCUAUUGUUGAUGAAACAGUUUGGGAGGGCAUUGAAGCACCAUCUACAGAAAUCUUUGAAGAGUUGAAACAGUAUAUUAGCAGAAGGUUGACUCCUCAGGCCAUCAAAAUCAGAGCCGACGUUGAGGUGUCUUGUUUUAGCUACGACGGCAUUGAAGCUAUUAAGGAGGCCUUGAAAGCCGCUGAAGAUACGUCGACAGAGCAAAUGCAAAUCAAGGUUAAGUUGGUUGCCGCACCUUUGUAUGUCAUUACGACCCAGGCUUUGGACAAGACCCAGGGUAUUGAGGCUCUAGAAAACGCCAUUUCUAGAAUUGAAGAAGUGAUCACGAACUACCAAGGUGUAUGCAAUGUUACCAUGCCACCUAAGGCAGUUACUGCAACUGAGGACGCUGAACUACAAGCUCUUUUGGAAAGCAAAGAGUUAGAAAACAGGUCUGAUUCGGAAGAGGAAGAUUCAGAUUAUGAUUAG
Molecule: messenger RNA, 909 nt
Organism: Eremothecium sinecaudum
Lineage: Eukaryota; Fungi; Ascomycota; Saccharomycetes; Saccharomycetales; Saccharomycetaceae
Gene: SUI2
Product: translation initiation factor eIF2 subunit alpha
Exons: 1
Coding region: 1-909 (302 amino acids)
Cellular component (GO): eukaryotic translation initiation factor 2 complex; eukaryotic translation initiation factor 2B complex; multi-eIF complex
Molecular function (GO): ribosome binding; RNA binding; translation initiation factor activity
Source: RefSeq, a predicted model, not a curated record